This is a messenger RNA of Perkinsus marinus ATCC 50983, 564 nucleotides long. RefSeq lists its product as hypothetical. The coding region runs from base 1 to 564 and encodes 187 amino acids. The record is from RefSeq and is a predicted model, not a curated record. Lineage: Eukaryota; Perkinsozoa; Perkinsida; Perkinsidae. The transcript is spliced from 4 exons.
AUGUUUCGGCGAUUCUUCUCACGUCGUUUCGCAGAGGCUUCCAACUACUACCGUGCGGGUCCUCGGGAGUCCGUCGAGUCCCGUGCUCAGCGAUUCGGAACUUAUAGUUUUUUCCGCAACAAACGCGUCAUUGAUCUGAGUGAAAACCCCCGAGCAAAAUCCGCGUUAGAGGAAGCCUUGAAGGGAAGUAUGGAAAAAGCAGUCAAGGAAUUGCAGGAGCUCGGUGUUGAGGAUGAUUGUGGGCUAAUGAAAGGAUCGCUUUCUCAUGAUGCAGGUUUCGUCGGAAGAGUAUUUCAACGCCUUGGUCUGCUGCCGAGUAAUAUCAACUUGCGUUUGAUGACACCGAAUGACUUUAUGCGGAUGAUGCGUUUGAGAGCUAUGGAAGGGGAACCCCCAACGGGAACUGAUCUGGGAAAAGCAUAUUUUGUUCGGGAGGCGAAUUAUGAGUUCUUCGCUGAUUACACUUUGAAGAAUUUCAAAAUUGAGUGGGAGAAUCUCAAAGUUGAUGACAGGAGCUUCUCGUCACGGAAUAGUUCAGCUGUCCGGUCGAAGCUCGUGGACUAA